AAGAAAGAAAGAAAGAAAGAAAAAUCCUGGGAGACUUUGGCUAUGGCAGACUGCCGCCUCUCGGUGGGUCUCACAGUGUUGGCUGAGUGCCAGCGGUGUGCUCCUGCUUGCCUCAGUUUGCAGAACUCAUACUUGGGGCUAGGGAGUGGGUUUGAGCUGCACAGUGUUGUCCCAACAUCUCUGGCCCCUUCUAGAUGUAGAGGACAGGGUCAGCACCAUGGACAGCCCCAAGGUCCCGCCUCCCUUACGUGUGCCAUAGAAUAAGAGAACUAGGACUAGUCUGGUCAGGGGGGGAGGCCCUAGUCACUAAUGGCUGUUCUGAGUGGGGCAGAGGGCUCUCGUGGGUCCCAGAGCAAUCUUAAUGCCCCAGCAGGCUUUUUGCUUCUCCUGAGUCCAGUGCCGCUUCCAGCGCUAGCCCCAGGAACACGAAGUCUAGUGUCCGGAGGCGUGCUCCUCCGAGGGCUUCCAAGCUGCCAGACUCAUUGCUUCUACAAUCAUUGCAUGUUCUUCGCUGACGUCAGUCGGAGCUGUCCUGGCGCUAUAUAAGGCUGGCGACAGUCCCAGGACAGACCCCGUGUUCCCCAAGGCGCCCUCAGCCCGCCCCGAGGGACAGAGAUUGGAGCUCCGUCUUGCGCGGUACAGGCGCUCUCCGACAACCUGGUCGGCGGCACCAUGAGGCAGGCGGGGCUCACGGCGCUGCUGGCGGCGCUGCUGCUCCUGGCACAGCUGCGCUCCGGGAGCAGCCACUGGAGCCCGGCGGCUGCAGCGGCAGCGGCCAGGGUCCAGGACCCGAGUCUGCGAUGGAACCCCCGGGCGCAGACCCAGGGCGGCGGGGCCCGCGCCCUCCUCUUGCUGCUGGCGGAGCGCUUUCCUCGCCGCAGCGGGUCCGGCGGAUGGGGAUCCACGACCACAGGCGAGAGGCCGCGACGGGACAACCCUCCACUGUCCAUUGACCUCACCUUCCACCUGCUGCGGACCCUGAUAGAGCUGUCACGGACGCAGAGCCAGAGGGAGCGCGCUGAGCAGAACCGCAUCAUCUUCGACUCGGUGGGCAAGUGAUCGCCCAGUUUGGGACCACGAAAACUUUGACCCCUUCUCCUGCCCCGGGGCUGGGACAUGAGCUACCGGAACUGAUCCAGUCUCGCGGGCAGAACGGCCCAGGGACACCCUGAGCACCCUGUGUGGCUAUUUUUUUAAAUAAAAGUGCUGAAGAGC
This is a messenger RNA of Microcebus murinus (gray mouse lemur), 1215 nucleotides long. RefSeq names its product urocortin (gene UCN). Lineage: Eukaryota; Metazoa; Chordata; Mammalia; Primates; Cheirogaleidae. Gene Ontology annotation, biological process: negative regulation of feeding behavior. Gene Ontology annotation, molecular function: hormone activity. Gene Ontology annotation, cellular component: extracellular region. The record is from RefSeq and is a predicted model, not a curated record.